CCUCCUUCGCUCCCACAAACCUGCCGACCCCUCACCCCUCUUCCUCCUCCCUCAGUUUAAGUUCUCCCCCUCCUUCCAUCCUUCUCAUCCAUCACUUUUUUUCAGUUUCGAACGUACCACACAGGCUUCAUGUGGUAUGAGAGAGGGGGGUCAGCGCAGGAGGAGGAGUUUUGAGGCCUUCGGCUCACCUGAAUAAUACCUUCUUUGUGCGCUUCGGCGUUAUAAAGGUCCACUCCGAUGCUUUCUACCCUUGCACACCUCAACCUUCUGUGUGGAUACAUCCAUUCACACCAUCCCAUACCUUCAUUCAUCCAUCACCAACACACCUAACGCCAUGAGCGCCAGGAUGAGAGUGGCGCUGCUGUUUCUGGCAGCAGCUGUUUGUGUGUCAAGCGCUCAAACCAACAACAGCAGCAACAGGCAGGAGCAGCAACAGCAGCAGCAGCAGCAGCAGCAACGCAGCGUCUGGGAUGAGCCCAUCAGAUUCAGCACCAAGGCCAAAGACUCCUGCACCAUGGUGGUUUCCGGAGCCGGGGACUAUACUCGCCUGCGCGUCACCUGCAAAGGUCCGAGCCAGGGCCAGACCGCAGGACGCUCCUACUACUGCGACUUCCAGGGCAAACCCAACCUGUGUCGCGCCUACAACCUCAACCCUCGCCACUACUUCACCCAGAUGAUGUGGGACAUGAGGAAGCUGAGCCACGCCUGCCAGGGACCCAAAGUCUACCGCCCAGCCAUGUGCAAGAAAUACCCCGACGAGGCCCAGAUGACCUUCCUUGCCUCCUGGCCCAAGACCACCACCCCCAAGCCCUCCAGGCCCGCCCAGGAGCCACGUAAACCGGUGGUGCCAGCCCAGAGCAAGCCCGUCACUACUCCUAAACCUGUCAAGCCCCAGCAGCAGCCCAUCAAACCGCAGCCAGGCAAGGGCCCCCAGACAAAGAAAGCUACCACCAAGCCCGGGAAGACCACUAAUCGUCCCACAGAGCAGCCCGACUCCAAAGCCUCCCGCAUCGCCAACGAGUACUGCUGGAAGAGCUUCCACGGCGUCUGCUCCUACUUCAUCAGCUGGUUCCAAAACUGAGGCGAUACUGCAGAUACAGGUUGAAAACACCAGCGUCGCAACUAUUCUCGACUAUCUUCGACCUCUCCAGGAUCAGCGUGGGAGCCUCUGAAGUGAUUUCGUCCCAACACUGCAGCAUCUUACGGGCUGAGCCAAAAAACACUCGACCUACACUUGUGUACGGUUAGUGGAUGACUGCUUGUGCUGUCAUGUAGUGCACAUGUCUUUUUUUUAUAAAUCUGUAAAACACACAGCAAGGCAAAAGGGAAAAUAUGGCAGGCAUGUGAUUUUGUUUGUAUAUGAUGUAAUAC
This is a messenger RNA of Sebastes umbrosus (honeycomb rockfish), 1371 nucleotides long. RefSeq names its product fibroblast growth factor binding protein 2b (gene fgfbp2b). The record is from RefSeq and is a predicted model, not a curated record. The transcript is spliced from 2 exons. Lineage: Eukaryota; Metazoa; Chordata; Actinopteri; Perciformes; Sebastidae. Gene Ontology annotation, molecular function: growth factor binding. Gene Ontology annotation, biological process: cell-cell signaling. Bases 335 to 1081 code for a protein of 248 amino acids.